AUGGAUUCUUGUGUCAUUGGAGAUGUUUUUAGAGAAACAAGCAAUCAUGAACGAAAAGGAAGAUUUACUGUCGAGAAUUUGAAUUAUGUUCAUUGCGUUCUAAUCAGUGACAACUGCCAAUUGAUAUCAAAAGCAACAGCUUCGACAAGUCGCGAUGCUUGUGAUUAUCCUUGUGCCAAAUUAACACUACUACCCAAAAAUUCCACGCGUACUAACCAAAAGGAUAAUUACACUGUUGUGUUGAAAGAGGCAUGUUUCAACACGGAAGCUCGUUUGACGGAUCCGGAAGAUAAUGAUCUCUUACCCAAUGUCAUCAUUUGUUUUGUCUCUCUGGAGUAUAGAGACGAGUCUUUGUUAAGAAUAACAGAAAUCACUAAAAAAAUGGAAGCACAUAGUUGGCGAUGUCCUCUCAUUCUCGUAGCUUUCCGUCAAAACCCUUCUGAAGUCCCUGAUGAGGAUGUGAUGACAGCCAUAAAAAGUUUGGCUCGAAUGUCUUCUGUGUAUAGUUGUAUCGAGACGUCUGGUAUUUCCAAGAAAAUCAUACGUCAUGCUGUUAUUUUGUCUCUCUUAGCUGCUCGUCCAACAGUUGCUGCCAUGAGACAAGUGUCGGAUUUUGUAGUUUUCGACGAAGAAGCCCUCAAAAGGAAAGAGGAGCAAUCGCAACCAUUUCGUCCACGAAAACCAUCCCUGGGUGAGCGGAUCGAAAAAUUGGGAGAAUUAAAGAAGAAUAGACGUAACAAAUCAUGUAAGAUUCAAUAA
Messenger RNA from Auanema sp. JU1783, 759 nucleotides. The record is from the annotation of a GenBank genome assembly. Lineage: Eukaryota; Metazoa; Nematoda; Chromadorea; Rhabditida; Rhabditidae.